AUGGAUUUUGGAUUUUCCACGUUAAUGAAUAAAAAUUCCAUGUAUACUACUACAACACCUUAUUCAAUGGCCGGUACAUUCAUACAUCAUCCUCAACAUAAUUCAUCCUCAUUGUCGUCAAUAGCAACCACAACCACCACCAGCACAACCACACCUUUGUUCAAUAAUCAAACAAUCAAUGAACAUUUAACUUCACAAAUUAACCAACUAGACAAACAUUCAUCACAGCAACCAACAACACUGUCACCACAACUACCGACUGAUCAAUCAACUGCGAAAUAUUUCAAUCAAUUUACCGAUGAUUCUACAAUGAAACAUGUUCAAUAUUCAAUGGAUUAUUACAACUAUGAUUCAUUUAGAAAUGAUCCGUGUACAACCAAUGUGAAUUCAAUUGGAGCAUGUGAUUUACGUACUGAACCACCAGCACCACUACAACCACCUGCACCACCACAUGACAUUUUACAUAACAAUCAAAAGCCAUUCAUGUCCGAUUAUCAUUUUUGGCAUAAAUUUCAUACUUAUCCUACAAUGUUUCCUUACUAUCAACAGCAUACUACUUAUGAUUUGACUAAUACUACUAAUACUACUACUACUACGACUACUACUAAUAAUAGUAGCAGAAAUUAUUCAUAUUUUCCUCAUUCAAUGUAUAAUUCUGCAUUUCAUCAUUCCUAUUCAUCAACGAAUCCUAAUUUAUCAAUGUUUCCAACAUCUGCUUCAACAAACAACUCAUCUACACCUGAUUAUUAUCAUUCAGCCCAUCUCCACCACCACGAAGAACUUCAACUCAAUCAACGUGAGAGUAAAUCGGAUUGUCGAUUAUCAGUUGGUAGUACACAUGUGAAUCCUGUUAAUAAUCACCAUCAGCCCCACCAUCACCACCAACACAACUCAUUGUUUCUAGCAUCCACCAUUGAUCCAAUGAUCAAUGAGACAAGUGAUCCUACAUUGAUGAAAACUACCAUGUCCUCCUGUGUGAUGAAGUCAUCCAUGUCGGGCAUGGAUGAUAAUCGUUCAUGUUAUAAGAAAAGCUUAAAACGUAAAUCAAUGCAGAAUAAUGAUUAUGAGUACCAGUCGAUACAAAAUGAUUUACCUGGAAUGAAUCAAUUCUAUGAUACAUCAAAUCAUGUUAUGAAUAAAAAAAUCUUUGAAAAUACUGGUAAGUUGUAG
Molecule: messenger RNA, 1170 nt
Organism: Schistosoma turkestanicum
Lineage: Eukaryota; Metazoa; Platyhelminthes; Trematoda; Strigeidida; Schistosomatidae
Source: the annotation of a GenBank genome assembly